GUUUUUCCACUUACCCGUUGGCUUAUUUUAUUUUGUUUUCUUAAGAAUCCCAAUUUCACGUCGUCGUUUCGCUUCGCUCCAUUUAGUUUUACAUACUGCCACCAUCGAAGUCACCGAGCGGAGACAAAAAGAGAACUCAGAUCAAAGCCAAUGAUCGGAGACGUUGAGAAGAUGAUCGCGGUGGGCCUCGUUUGGGGCGCCACCAACGCCCUAAUGCGCCGCGGCGCUCUCCUCUGGGACCAAGCCCUCAAAUCCUCCUCCUUGGCCCAGGCCCAGGCCCAGCCCGGAAUUCACCACAAGCUUCUCACUUCCCUCAAGAGCUGGCUCAAGCUCCUCUCAAUCUGGCAGUACACAAUCCCCUUCUUCGUUAACCUCUCGGCCUCCGCUACGUUCUUCGCUAUACUCAGCCACACCCCAAUCUCCUUGGCCGUGCCCGUCACCAAUGCGACGACGUUUGCCGCCACUGCCGUCUUUGGGUGGCUCUUGGGGGAACAGACCCACCUCGGCCUCGCUUUGUUCGGUACGGCUUUGAUCGUUUUGGGCAUUUGGCUUUGUAUCACGUAAUUGGGAUUUCAUCUUUUCUGAUUGAUUAGGUAACACUUCAAUUUAUGUUUUCUGUUUGUAUAAAUUUAUGCGUAGCUAGCUUGUUUUGUUUUGAUUAUUGAUGUUUGAGUGUUUGGGUGCUCAGAAAAGAGGGGAAAUCAAGAGGAAAUUUUGUCAUUU
Prunus avium (sweet cherry) is the source of this 723-nucleotide messenger RNA. RefSeq lists its product as uncharacterized. Lineage: Eukaryota; Viridiplantae; Streptophyta; Magnoliopsida; Rosales; Rosaceae. The record is from RefSeq and is a predicted model, not a curated record.